AUGGUCACCGUCGAUAGUGUGAGUUUUUACCGGCCGUUCUGGCUCUGCAUGCGAGUGCUUGUGCCGACGUUCUUUAAGGACUCUCCUCGUCCUGUCCAGCUGUAUGUGAUGGUGCUCCAUGGUCUGGUCACCCUCUGUUUCCCCCUCCACCUGGUGCUGCAUCUCGUUGUGCAUCAUCCUUCGCCGGCGGACCUCCUGAAGAACCUGACCAUGUCCUUAACCUGCGUGGCCUGCAGCCUGAAGCAUGUCGCCCAUUUGUACCACUUGCCGGAGAUUGUGGAGAUCGAAUCGCUAAUUGGCCAGCUGGACAAGUUUAUCUCAAGUGAGGAGGAGCAUCGCUACUACCAGGAUUACGUGCACUGCAAUGCCAAACGCUUCACGCGGUGUCUCUACAUAAGUUUUGGCCUGGUUUACUUGUCCGUUUACUUGAUUUUCCUGUUCGGUGUCAUUGUUCAGAUCUUAACUGGUACCUGGGGCAUUCUAUACCCCGCGUACUUUCCCUUCAACAUUGAGGACAAUCGCGGGAUGGCUGCUGUGGCCCUGGCCUACCAGGUAGUCUGCAUCCUGGUGGAAGGCAUUCAAGGCCUGGGCAACGACACUUACACUCCUUUGACUCUGUGCCUUCUGGCUGGACAUCUGCAAUUGUGGGCCAUUCGCAUGGCUCAACUGGGAUUCUCUGAGGAGAAAAAUGACAGCAAUCAUCAUCUGUUAAGGGACUACAUUGAGCAGCACAAACUCCUGAUGAGAUUCCACCAACUUAUAUGCCAGACCAUCAGCGAGGUGCAAUUGGUGCAACUGGGGGGCUGUGGCGCCACCCUGUGCAUCAUUGUGUCCUACGUCCUGUUCUUCGUGGGCGACGCCAUCGCGCUGGUCUACUACAUGGUUUUCUUCGGAGUCGUUUGCGUCCAGCUCUUUCCCAGCUGCUACUUCGCCAGCGAAGUUACCCACGAGGUGCAGAAUCUCCCAUAUUCCAUCUUCUCCAGCAGAUGGUACGAUCAAUCGAAGGAACACCGCUUCGACCUGCUCGUCUUCACCGAAAUGACCUUGAGGAGCAGGGGGCGGGUCAUCAAGGCGGGCGGUCUCAUCGAGCUGAAUCUAAACGCCUUCUACGCCACCCUGAAAAUGGCCUACUCUCUGUUCGCCGUUGUGGUGCGGGUAAAGGGAAUAUAA
Drosophila ficusphila is the source of this 1170-nucleotide messenger RNA. It is a transcript of the gene Or33c, whose product is annotated as odorant receptor 33c. Gene Ontology annotation, biological process: sensory perception of smell; detection of chemical stimulus involved in sensory perception of smell. Lineage: Eukaryota; Metazoa; Arthropoda; Insecta; Diptera; Drosophilidae. Gene Ontology annotation, molecular function: olfactory receptor activity; odorant binding. Gene Ontology annotation, cellular component: plasma membrane. The record is from RefSeq and is a predicted model, not a curated record.